This is a messenger RNA of Closterium sp. NIES-65, 1041 nucleotides long. The record is from the annotation of a GenBank genome assembly. NCBI's taxonomy places the organism in Eukaryota, Viridiplantae, Streptophyta, Zygnematophyceae, Desmidiales, Closteriaceae.
AUGACUGCUGCAUCUGUCACUGCUGUAAGGGUUGUGGCUGGUUCUGCUCGUGCUGUCAGAGGGGCAGCUGAGCUGGCACACUGUGAUUCGCUGUCUGAUGACGACGGUGCAUUUGACUCGCCGCGUUCCGAUUCGUUCCUAUCCCUCUGCUCGGACAACGACUGGGGAACGCCGGGUUCGGCGUUUGCGACGCCCAUGCUAGCGGCAUCCACCCCUUUGUUCACAGCAGGCUCUACUCCCGUUAUAGCAGGCUCCACUCCCACGUAUAGAGGCAGACCCCCCACUGUUGCUGCCAUUGCAGCUCGACUCGCCAGGCUAUCUUCGUCACCACAUGCUGAUGCAACAGCAGGCGCUGCUGAUGUGACCACGGUUGCAGAGGGAUCAGCUGUGGUUACGGUAGCUGCGGCUACAGCAGCUAUUGCUGUUGGUACAGAUGGGAGGCACAUGCCAGCAGCAGCAGGUGGUUCAGAGGAUACAGGUGCUACCUGUAGCGGCAGCAGUGGUGUCAGGAGUGACGGCUGUAGCAGCUACAGAAACGAUCCGUCGCUGCUGGCAGUGCUGGCAGAAUCCCGAGGGUUGGGGCAUGCCUCUGGGUUCGCUGGUGUGGUGGGAUUCUUUGAAGAGGGGGGAUUCGAGGAGGAGGAAGAGGAGGAGGAUGGAAGGAUGGGAGGAAGGGGUUAUGAAGCUAGGGAGGACGCUGUUUGGAGUGACUCGGGAAGGAUUGGUCAACGAGAGGGUGAGGGGGGUGUGGAGAGGGAGGGAGUGGGGAGAUGGGGAGAGGGAAUGAAUGGAUCCUGUCAGGCAGCAGAGGGUGAUGUUUCAGAGGCUGAUGGGAGUAGAGGCAAGCUGGCCUCUGCCAUGCACCAGCAGAUACACGGGAAUGGUAAUUCGGAGGGAAGAUUGCGCAUGGAUGCACCGUCAAGGGCAUGUCAGGAGGAGCAUGUCAUGCUGCCCGCUCCAGAGGAUUGGGGUUGCCUGGUGGGCGAUCUGGCAAGGCAGCUGUGGAUGGUGGGGAGAUUGUGGGAGAUGCGGGGGAAAUAG